Messenger RNA from Dermacentor albipictus, 2464 nucleotides. Its product is annotated as serine/threonine-protein kinase haspin-like. Lineage: Eukaryota; Metazoa; Arthropoda; Arachnida; Ixodida; Ixodidae. Gene Ontology annotation, molecular function: histone H3T3 kinase activity. Gene Ontology annotation, biological process: intracellular signal transduction; mitotic cell cycle. Gene Ontology annotation, cellular component: nucleus; cytoplasm. The record is from RefSeq and is a predicted model, not a curated record.
GACAAGGAUUUCCAUCUAUAUCUACCGCCAUGGUUCUGCCGCUGAUUACCAUCGGAAUACUAGGUAUGGUCUUCCUGUGCACCUACUACAACCAGUACUGGCCUCUUCCUGCAUUGAGAAUCGGCCAGCUGUGGGGGGAGGACGACUUCUACGGUGCACCACCGCUUUUAGUUCACAAGCAUGACUCUUCGCAAGCGCAGACUCAUCCGCGUCCAGUCGUCGACCGCGUCCGUGAGGCGACCGAUCGAAUGAACUUUCAGCGCUACGAGAGCGUCGCCCAGGCACUUCAGGUGGUCCGUUACACACGCGACCUCUCAGUGGAGUCACUCAUCAUUCUACUACCAUUGCUCCUCGGCGUCGCCUUCAAGUUUUGCUGCCGACGCAAGCUAAGUGGACCGUUAUCGAGUAACUCCCAAGCCUCACAUUGUAGCAGCUCGACUCUGCAUAGCCUGUUUGGGGACAGACCGUUGGGAAGCCCAGAGCGAGAUGACCGAACGCUGCGAAGGUACGGGAUAGGAGGGCGACGCUCUCCGGAGGAACUGCCACCCGUCGAGUUUCCGGCGUUAUCGAGUUAUGCGGAAGACUGCAGCGCAGUCUGCGAAGUUUCUGACGGUGAGUUGUUAUGCUCAGGAAGUACACUGACGGAAUUGCCACCGCUUACUGAGGAACGGCUUCUCUACGCGAGCCACGAAAGCAUCACAAGACAGGAACUAACAAUUGCUGGCAAGGUCAAGCAAUGGCUUCCGGGCAUCACGUGCCCAAAUCAGCAGGGUCAUCGGCCUACCACGCACGAGCACGUUCCUAUGAGGCUCAGCAAUGCCGACUCCCGUGACUUCGGAGGUGGUCAGGAAGAAUUACGUUCGAGGGGUGGUCCUACAAUCUUUCGGCCAGCAACAAAGUUAUCGAAAUGCGAGAUGACGGUACUGAUCUUCGGGGCAAUUUCGCGGAAGAGCUGUAUUACCGUACAGGCUCAGAGAGUACCGACGACGCCGAGCAAAUCCAAUUAGACAACGACGAUGAAGACCAGCCUUUACUGGGGCUUUCGGAUAACUAUUCUGACUACCAAAGCAGUAGCGACGAAACACGACACUCAGGAGGGGGAGACGGUGACCGCUCCGAGGUGAACAAUAGCGGACUCUCGGAAGAGAGUGCGUACAUGAAGCUGCCGAGGUUCGAGCGGUCGUCCGAAGACGUGAGCACUUGCUUCAUAGACUAUGAAACCCAGGAGGCAUGGCUCUCGGUAGCAGCGGCUGUCGAUCGCCCGGUCGACCCACGUGCGCAUCUGCCGUCCUCGCCACACCGGCCUCGUAACGCAUUCGACCGUCUAUUUGAGGCCCGCAGACAGCCAGAGCCCGUAGUCUUUUCCACCAUCCUGCAGGAACUUGGGGUUGAGAACUGCGUGAAGCUUCACGAGAGCGAGCACACCGACAUCUUCCUCGCGUCCACCGUGAGCGGCGACACAGUGGUGCUCAAGGUCUGCGACUGCGCUCAUGGGGCGAAGUACCUGCAGUGUCUGAUCAACGAGAUCCGCAUCGGCUGGUCCCUGACGACGCUGGCCGAAGGGCUGGAAAACCAAACAAGAGGCUUUCCUCGUUUUCAUUUGACGCGCCGUGUUUGGGACAGCUAUCCCCGGCUACUUGAAAGCGCGCGCACCAGCUGCUUGAAGAGGCGGAAGUCGGCAGAUCUCAGAGUGCUUGGGCGAAAGCUUUGCUCGCCAUACGUCGUCCUCUGCAUCGACAACGGAGGUGAACCGCUCUCCGAAAUGACGCUAGGGCAGUUCGACAGCGCCCUGCAGAUUCGCUCUGUCGUCCAGCAGGUGGCGCUAGUGGUAGCUGUUGCUGAGGCCGAGCUGGAGUUCGAGCACCGGGUCCUGACUCCUGGACACGUGCUAUUGAAGCCCGUGCGAGGUCGCGUAGCCCAUUACCGCUUCAUGAAUAACGCUGUGUCCGUCGAGUAGCACGGAUGGGAGGCCUGCAUCGUUGACUUUGCUGCGUCUAGGCUGUGCCCGGGUGGGGGAGAAAUACCCGUCUACGUCGACCUGCACGGACUCCCUGAAGAGAAGAGGAACGCUGUUGGCGACAGGCUCGUCCUCAUCGACAGAACUGUUGGGCCCGACGCGUCCCUCUUCCACCCGUACACGAACGUGAUCUUCCUCCACGACCUGGUUUGCGGACUACUGCGCACCCACGAGCCAAUCUUCGCUAAUCGCGCCCUGUCUUCCUGGACAGAUGCCGAGCGGUAAGCUUGGGAGGACCUCACACUGUGGUCAGAGAAGAUCCCGGAUUGCAGCAGUGCCAGAGACUUUGUCAUCGCCCGCGUUCUGUCGAGCACUACGUUCUUCACGUCCCCGGCGAAGGCCGAAGAAGUCUAGAGCCAAUGAAACUGUCGACCUCGUGGAGGAUAAACUCCUCCUUUGGUAUUUACGCAGUUCGCGUUAUCUGAGUAUAAUAAAAUUAGUUCAAAU